AUGUUGUCAAGAGACCCAAGAGCAACAUCGGAGUAGAGGGACGCAGGACGUCGGUUCCCAGCCCAGAACACCUGGUAAAGCCCAUGCGACACUAUACUGUCUUCCUCUCGGAGGACUCCUCUGAUGAUGAGUUUCAGCAGGAAGAGGAUCCUGUCUCUGGCUUCUCUGAAAACUUUUUCUUCUCCGCUCCUUUCGAAUGGCCCCAGCCGUACCGCGCCCUCAAGGAGUCGGACAGCGCGGAUGGGGAGGAGCCGGAGCGGGGCAGCCCCGAGAGACCCCGGGAGCCGCUGCCCCCCAGCCCCCUGCUCGCCAGCACGGCCACCGACAUCAACCUCCUGCAGGACAUCUUCCCAAACCUAGAGGUGGAGUCCCAGCCUCAGCCUCUGAGCCAAGCCAAGAGCCUGGAAGACCUGCGGGUGCCUGCGGAGGAGGCGGAGCAGCGCUGCACCUUCGACUACCAGAGAAUGGACUUGGGUGUGUCCGAGAGGAGCAGGAUUGUGCCAACCAUGAAGCUGUCCCACCCCUACAACAAGCUGUGGAGUAUGGGCCAUGAUGAUAUGGCCAUUCCCACCAAGUAUUCCCAGAGCUCACCAGAAAGGUCCCUGAGUGCCCUGGGAAACAUGCCCCCAGUCACCAGGAGACCCCGGAGCAGGGACAGUGGUCUGGCUCCCACAGAGAAGGAUGAAUCCAAUCCUGCCAUUCAAGGGAACAUCACCAUUCCGAGGCCACAGGGAAGAAAGACUCCGGAACUGGGGAUAGUGCCACCACCACCAGCACCCCGGGCGUCCAAGCACCAGACUGCAGCGGGGUCAGGGGAGACCCUCCCCACUCCCAGCCGGGUCUCUGAUCUUAUCCCGGAGCCCUUUGGAGCGGGACACGUGUCCUUAGAGCCUGAAAUCCAGCAGUCUGGGAAUUACUGCCCUCACCCAUCUCAGCUGCUGUCCAGUGCUGGCAGUGCUGCCGAGAUGCUCCAGCCUGUCAAGGUGCAGGCAGAAGGUGCAGGUAAGGACAGUGACUUCCUGCUGGACCUGCUGGACCCGCUGCGAACGGCGGGCUGGGAGGGCCGGGCCCCGCGAGGGCCCCCCAGCCUGCACAGCCCGGCCCCCACGGCUGCCUUUGGCCUGGGGGGAAGUGACUUUGUGCCUCCUCCAGCUGCACCAUUUGUCCAGCCCCUGGGCUACCCUUCCCCAGCCCCACCACCUUUUCUACAGGCAUCCCCUAAUCCCUUCACCCAGACACUGCCAGGAGCCCUUCCAGUGUCCCUGGUCAGACCCCCGAGGGGCUCCUUCACCCCCUCCCUAGGUCACGCCUACAGCUCCAGCUUCAUAACACCCGGUGGCUUCUACCCACCACAGAGACCUCAGCCCAACCUGUCAACUCUGUCCAUGCCAAACCUGUUCAGCCAGGCUCCAGCUGUGCCAGCAGCUGGUUCCCUGCUCCUGCAGAGCCCUUCUGCAGCCAGUUCCCUGCAGGCAGCGUGUCCCAGCGGGCCCCCCAAGCCCCCAACGUUACAGGUGGGCCAGGCCAGCACCAAGGUAGAUCCCAAACAGGCUCUGGCUCUCCUGGCCAAUGAACCCCCUCUGCUCCCUGCCAGGCCAGCCAAGGGCUUGGAGGCAGUGUUACUGUCCUCAAAGUCUGAGGAGACAAAAGAUCCAUUUGAAGAUCUGUUAAAAAAGACCAAGCAGGACGUGUCACCCACGCCAGGUAAGGUGGAACAGCUCAGAAAGCGAUGGGAAACCUUUGAGUGACACUCGAUGGCCUUGGUGUCCCUUUGGGAGUGACAGAGGGGUUUUGGUUUUUUUGAGCCAGCAUAAACCAAGCAUUUCUUUUACAGAAGGCUGAGCCAGGACAGCUGCAGGACCAUCACUGAGCUGCAACUCACACACGAGGGGGUUUUGCCCAGAGUCCCCCGUUGUCCCCGUCCCUGUCACGGCUCCCUCCCUCCCCACCACAAACCCGGGAUUCCUGCACUGACCAAAGCGUGAAGGGAAGGGGGCUGGGUUGGGUUUUCCACACACAGCUUUUCAGGCAGUUCUACUGAUGCAGGAGUUACUCCUUCCCUGUGUUUUGAGUCCUUAGCACAUGGCACACACUGUGCUGGGGCUCAUUCCUGCCUCUGGGAAUGGCCCUCAGUUUUUCUGGCACUACACAUAGAAAGACAAUAUUAUUUUGUUUCCACAGGCAAAGUGCAGCAAACAAACCUGGCUUGUGGGCUGCACUAAAUUAAUCCAUCAGGGUCUCCUUUGUCCUGUCUUGGAACCCAGAAGCUCUUUAGGUGGUGCUGUGGGAUGGGGCUUUGACUCCGGGGCUUGCAGGGGCACAGUUGUCCCAAGGCCCUGCUGCCUCAAAACCACAGCACAGAGCAGCUGCUCGGGGUUUGGUCCUGCGUCUCUGUUGGGAAACUGGAAACACCAGCAAUUGUUUUUUGGUUUUUGGGGUUUUUUUUUAAGUUUGUUUUUGUUUAAUACAUCAGAAAAUAGAGGCCAUAAAGAGUAUCCUAGUUCUUAUAUAUGUGUAUCUUAAUAUUAUCUGUCAAUAAUAUAAAUGGCAGUAUAGGAAUGGAAUGUAACAAUAUCUUACUUGAUUAUUACAAAGACAGGGCAGAAUGGGGGGUCCCAGAGUUCCCAGCUCCCCAGGUGUAGUGGGAGGUGGUGCUGGGGGUGUCCCAGAGGGGGAUCCAGGGGGGCAGCAGGACACCCCUAGCACUGCCCUGUAGGGCUGGGACCCCUCAGCCCCCCGGGCUGGACCCGCCGUGUGCUGCUCCCGGGACAUGGAAAGGGAAAGGGAAGGACAGGGCAUGUCCCACGGGGUGUUGGGAGCCCCCUCUGCACCAGUGGAGUUCUGGGGAGACCCCCAGCACCCUGCAGGGCUGUCUCUGCUCCUCCUGCCUCACUGCAGAGGUGCUGUCCUGGGCUGGGUCUGGGACACUGGGGUGUAAAGCUGUCACUCACAGAGGGAAUCGUCACCACGGAGCCUUGGCCAAAGGAAAUCACCUUGGACACGUGGGGAAAUCCUUGUAAAGCUUUACCUGAUUUCCAGUGUAUCUAUUUUAUUCAUGUAAUCUUGGAAGUUUUCUUACUCUGGGGAAUGGGAAUGGCUGUCUGUGCAUUCGGGUCUGGGCAGUACAAAAGAAAAAUAUUCUCAACAGCUGAAAUGGCACCGGCUUGGGAGAGACCACAGAAUUCCAGGAAUAUUCUGUUUCUGUACAGUGCUGUUCCUCUGACAAGCCAUUCCCUCGGAUUUGUAUUUUCUUUUUGUGUUGGAAGACAGAUGGGUUUAGUAUUGCAUAGUAAAAUAUUUAAAGUCUAAGAUAACAGUUCCAUUUUAUUUUUUACAGUUCAGACUAUGAAUGUUCUAUAAUUCAGUGUGGAAUUUCAGAGCUCCUUUGCUGUGAGCUGGAUGAUCAAACUUUCUGGCUCCUGGUGGAUGUGAAUGGGCACUGGACAGUCAGUCCUGCCUUCACAGGCUCUGUGCUAGAACUGUUAAUGUCACACAGGGAUCAGACACUGAGGAAGCCCAGUACAGAUGUUUAAAUCCACUCAGUCCCACUGCAGUUCAUGUCCAUCUCUGGUUACUUUGUCCAUAUUAUGGAUCAUUUUAUGCCACUGAGUUUUGGACAAGCACUUGGAUCAUUUUCUAAGUCAGUUUUGAGGCACUGAAGAGAAUUAACAUUGCACUGAAAUGGCAUUUAUCACCCUCACUUUAUUUUGCACCUCUGAGAUCCUCUGAGGACAAGGAGUUUGGGACUUUCCUCAUUUCUGGAAUAGGGUUUGCAAGCAGGAGAUUUUUGGGUGUCGCGUAAUAAAGAAAUCAAACUCUCCCUAGGGCAGUA
This is a messenger RNA of Lepidothrix coronata (blue-crowned manakin), 3832 nucleotides long. Its product is annotated as DENN domain-containing protein 1A-like. The transcript has 4 exons. NCBI's taxonomy places the organism in Eukaryota, Metazoa, Chordata, Aves, Passeriformes, Pipridae. Bases 84 to 1748 code for a protein of 554 amino acids. Gene Ontology annotation, cellular component: cytosol; clathrin-coated vesicle. Gene Ontology annotation, biological process: endocytosis; endocytic recycling. Gene Ontology annotation, molecular function: phosphatidylinositol phosphate binding; guanyl-nucleotide exchange factor activity. The record is from RefSeq and is a predicted model, not a curated record.